AUGCAGCGGCGUUUGGAGCUGUGGCGCGAGGAGUGGGAACGACAGCAGACCGGCAAGGAAGCGCAGGCCGCUGCGGGAGAAGGACCCCACCCGAUCAAGAUCACCCUACCCGAUGGCCGGAUCAUCGAUACCUCCUCGUCCACCACCCCACUUCAAGUCGCUGCCAGCAUAUCCGAGGGGUUGGCUCGCGAGGUGGUCGUAGCGCGCGUGAACGGCGAGUUGUGGGACGCGUCCCGACCGCUCGAGCAGGACUGUCACCUGGAGCUGCUCAAGGGCGCCGGGGUGUUCUGGCACUCCGCUUCGCACCUCCUGGGUCUUGCGAUUGAGCGCGAGUAUUCCCCUGCAACUGGGGAACACGCAGAAUCGUCGGCCAAGGUCCAGCUCUGCGACGGACCGGCCCUGUCCGAUGAAAAGGGCGGCCUGGGUGCCUCCACGGAGGACUUUGCCGAGCUCGAGAAGAGGGUGGAGGCCUUUGCCAAGGAGAAGAGACAGUUUGAGCGGAUGACCGUGUCGCGCGACUUUGCCCUACAGAUGUUUGCCUACAACGACUUUAAGCGGGAGAUCAUCGAGGCCAUCCCGGCGGGCGAGGAGCUGACGCUCUACAAGUGUGGAGAGUUCAUCGACUUGUGCCGAGGACCCCACAUCCCGCACACGGGCCUGGUGAAAGGGUUCAAGCUGGUGAAGGUGUCCGGUGCGUAUUGGAAGGGCGAUUCGACGCGCCCACUUCUACAGAGAGUGUACGGCAUCGCCUUCCCGAAGAAAGAGCUUCUCAAGGAAUGGUUGACGCUCCAGGCAACCCUGUACUGCUUUUUGCAGGAGGAGGCGGCGAAGAGGGACCACCGGCUGAUCGGCAAGAAACAGGGCCUGUUUAUGUUCCACCAGUGGAGCCCCGGCAACGCCUUCUUCCUGCCGCCCGGCGCCAAGAUUUACAACAAGUUGAUGAACUUUGUUCGCGACGAGUACCGGGUGCGGGGCUAUCAGGAGGUCAUCACGCCGCUGGUGUUCAACAAAGAGCUCUGGGAGACUUCGGGCCACUGGCAAAACUACAAGGACGACAUGUUCGCCGUCACGGGCGCGUCCCACGCUCACGGGCACGAUCACGGACACGCGAGGGAGGGCCACUCCUGCGCUCACCAUCACCACUCCCCGUCGGCUGGCAAGGAGGAGGUGAUGGGCCUCAAACCGAUGAACUGCCCGGCGCACUGUCUCAUCUUCUCCGGCGGACACUACUCCUACAGAGACCUUCCGCUGCGGCUUGCUGAUUUUGGCGUACUUCACCGCAACGAGCUCUCCGGAGCCCUCACAGGCCUCACUCGUGUUCGGCGGUUCCAGCAAGAUGAUGCCCACAUCUUCUGUGCCGAGGACCAGAUCGAAAGCGAAAUCGGUGGCUGCCUCGACUUUUUGAGAAAGGUGUACUCCAUUUUCGGAUUCGAAUUCGCUGUUCAGCUGUCGACUCGGCCAGAGAAGUACCUGGGCGAGCUCGCCCUGUGGAACAAGGUGGCCUCCCGGGCCGAGGACGCGCUCAAGCAGUCGCUAUCGCGGUUCGGCCACUCGUGGCGCAUCAACGAGGGCGAUGGCGCAUUCUAUGGCCCCAAGAUCGACAUCGAAGUCACCGAUGCGCUCAAGCGCAAGCACCAGUGCGCCACGAUCCAGCUCGACUUCCAGCUUCCCCUCCGUUUCGGGCUCAAGUACCAGGGCCUGGACGAUGCCUACCACACGCCGGUCAUGAUCCACCGGGCCAUCUUCGGUUCUGUCGAAAGGUGA
Acanthamoeba castellanii str. Neff is the source of this 1764-nucleotide messenger RNA. Its product is annotated as threonine-tRNA ligase. NCBI's taxonomy places the organism in Eukaryota, Discosea, Longamoebia, Acanthamoebidae. Bases 1 to 1764 code for a protein of 587 amino acids. The transcript has 12 exons. Gene Ontology annotation, cellular component: cytoplasm; mitochondrion. Gene Ontology annotation, biological process: threonyl-tRNA aminoacylation. The record is from RefSeq and is a predicted model, not a curated record. Gene Ontology annotation, molecular function: ATP binding; threonine-tRNA ligase activity.